Gekko japonicus is the source of this 2983-nucleotide messenger RNA. It is a transcript of the gene CDC23, whose product is annotated as cell division cycle 23. Gene Ontology annotation, cellular component: anaphase-promoting complex. The transcript has 16 exons. The coding region runs from base 7 to 1767 and encodes 586 amino acids. Gene Ontology annotation, molecular function: protein binding. Lineage: Eukaryota; Metazoa; Chordata; Lepidosauria; Squamata; Gekkonidae. The record is from RefSeq and is a predicted model, not a curated record. Gene Ontology annotation, biological process: cell division.
GGAAAGAUGGCGGCGGCCACGGUCGGGGCUGGCUCUGUAACUGCGGAUUUCUCUGAUCUGCGUGGCAUUAAGAAACAGCUGCUGGAUGUGGCAGAACGAAGCCGAGAGCGCGGCUUGCAGCAUAGUGGCAAGUGGGCAUCAGAGUUGGCUUUUGCCUUGGACCCACUGCCGUUGAAUGAACUCUCUCCCGCUCCUGUGCUUACAGAGGAAGAUGCUCGCGAUUUGGAUGCUUAUACCCUGGCUAAGUCUUACUUUGAUUUGAAAGAAUAUGACAGGGCUGCCUACUUUCUACGAGGCUGCAAGAGUCAGAAAGCCUAUUUCCUGUAUAUGUACUCCAGAUACUUGUCAGGUGAAAAAAAGAAGGAUGACGAAACAGUGGAUAGUCUGGGUCCAUUAGAGAAGGGACAAGUGAAGAAUGAAGUUCUAAGAGAGUUACGAGUAGAGCUUAGCAAGAAGCACAAAGCACGAGAGUUGGAUGGAUUUGGCCUUUAUCUGUAUGGAGUGGUGUUGCGAAAGCUGGAUCUAGUGAAGGAGGCCAUUGAUGUGUUUGUUGAAGCCACCCAUGUUUUGCCGUUGCACUGGGGAGCCUGGCUGGAGCUUUGUAACUUGAUCACAGACAAAGAGAUGCUGAAGUUCCUGUCCUUGCCUGAUACCUGGAUGAAGGAGUUCUUCCUGGCACACAUUUAUACUGAGCUACAGUUGAUAGAAGAGGCUUUGCAGAAGUACCAGAGUCUCAUUGAUGCAGGCUUUUCCAAGAGCACCUACAUUAUCUCCCAGAUUGCAGUGGCCUAUCACAAUAUCCGAGAUAUUGAUAAAGCAUUGUCCAUCUUCAAUGAACUUAGAAAGCAAGAUCCUUACAGGAUAGAAAAUAUGGACACCUUCUCUAAUCUACUCUAUGUCAGGAGUAUGAAGCCUGAACUGAGUUAUUUGGCUCACAACCUGUGUGAGAUUGACAAGUACCGUGUUGAGACCUGCUGUGUGAUUGGGAACUACUAUAGUUUGCGCUCUCAGCAUGAGAAAGCAGCUCUCUACUUUCAGAGAGCAUUGAAACUGAAUCCUCGGUAUCUUGGAGCAUGGACUCUCAUGGGGCAUGAAUACAUGGAAAUGAAGAACACAUCAGCGGCUAUUCAGGCAUACAGACAUGCCAUUGAGGUGAACAAAAGAGACUACAGAGCAUGGUAUGGUCUGGGGCAAACCUAUGAGAUCCUCAAGAUGCCAUUUUACUGCCUCUAUUACUAUCGACGAGCCCAUCAGCUCAGACCGAAUGAUUCUCGUAUGCUGGUUGCUCUUGGAGAAUGUUAUGAGAAGUUAAAUCAGCUGGUAGAGGCUAAAAAGUGUUAUUGGAGAGCGUACGCUGUAGGAGAUGUGGAAAAAAUGGCAUUGGUGAAACUAGCAAAGCUGCAUGAACAGAUGAAUGAAUCAGAACAAGCAGCUCAGUGCUAUAUCAAAUACAUCCAAGAUAUCUAUUCUUGUGGGGAGAUAGUGGAGCACCUAGAAGUGAGCACUGCCUUCCGCUAUCUGGCACAAUACUACGUCAAGUGCAAACUGUGGGACGAAGCUUCAGCCUGUGCCCAGAAAUGCUGCGCAUUCAAUGAUACAAGAGAAGAAGGGAAAGCUCUCUUGCGGCAAAUCUUACAGCUACGCAACCAAGGGGAGACGUCAUCCACAGAGAUUGCCACGCCCUUUUUCCUUCCUUCUUCGCUGUCUGCCAACAACACUCCCACACGCCGUGUGUCGCCACUAAACUUGUCUAACAUUACCCCAUAAACAGUGCCUGCCUCUGUGAGCUGGGCAAUCCAGCUGGAAACUGGAUUUCACUUCGACACCAUCUCUUUAGGGAAGGCUCUCCGUUGAGUGCUGUCUUCCUUAGCGGGCUGAAAGCGGAUAUUGUCGGGAUAUCCGUGGCAUAGAUUGAUCCUCUGUAUGGAGUGAGCUGCUUUUCAUCAACCAUCUUCUUAUUUAGUGGGAUACUUCAGUGUAAGAGACUGCUCUCUCUAUACUGAAAUUUGGUUGGAAUUGCUGCUCCGCCUAUGUUGUUUUCAUUAUAUCCCUUUUCAAGGUAUCAUAACCCCACGAGUAAACAGCCUCUUCAGCAUAAACAUACUGGUUCUUAUUGGAAGAGUAAGUCGUGCCUUUCAGUAAAUGAGACAGAAGGAAUCAGUCCUUACACCUCUAGGGCCUCAUCCACUUGCUGGGUGCUUCUCCGCUCUGGAGCAGAGUAGCUGCCUUAGGCUACCUGCGAGUGAAAAGAACCCAUGCAAAUAGGAGUGGGAGGAGAGGGAGGCUCAUAGCACAGCGCAGUUUCUGUAGAUAACAAAAGCAUUUGGAGCAAAUGCGUAUGGGCAUGAAUGGGGAAGAAAAAGCUAGCAAUUGCGUGGGAAUUAGGCCCAUGCUGAUGCUGCUGUGCAGCCUGAUGUGAUAAUGCAAGUAAAGGAUGACCCAUCAAGCUGCUACUGCAAUGUUGUCAUUGUUUUUUCCUUAUACACUGGCUGUAAGAAGGUCAGUUGCUUCUUGGGAGGCAAAUCUUGGCAGCCUUUUUGUCUGUCAGGAACAAAACAGGAGCAUUCCUUCAGAGUAGCCAGGAGCUGAUGUGUUUUAGAGCAGUGCUGUACUAGGAUGUGCACUUCAGCUGCUGAAUAUGAUUUUGCAAACUGAAAUAAUGGUUGUGAUCGAUCCUUGCUGCCACUGAGUAACUGAAUAAUUUAGUAAAACAACGAUGGUUCAGCUUUUCUGCAACAACAAGAAAAGAAUUCAGGGAUACAGAACAAGGACUUGGUCUGUGUGUGUGUGUUAAUGGCUGACUUCCUGGUAGGAUUCAAGCAACCUUAUUUGUUUCUUCCUCCAUUACAUUUUUAUCAGUGUUUCUUUGUCCUUUUUCUGUGAAACAAAUGUGGUUUCUUUGUGUACAGCUGUCAUGGCUCAGAUGGGGUGUCACCUGAUGCUGCCACCACUCUGGUUCCAGGCUCCUUGAAGAAGGCCCAGA